Messenger RNA from Pollicipes pollicipes, 2054 nucleotides. Its product is annotated as UPF0183 protein CG7083. Gene Ontology annotation, cellular component: trans-Golgi network. The record is from RefSeq and is a predicted model, not a curated record. The transcript is spliced from 13 exons. Gene Ontology annotation, biological process: Golgi to plasma membrane protein transport. Lineage: Eukaryota; Metazoa; Arthropoda; Thecostraca; Pollicipedomorpha; Pollicipedidae. Bases 142 to 1374 code for a protein of 410 amino acids.
CGAAGUGGGUCGGUGCUGUUGAAGGUUACGGGACAAAGGCACGGCUGUGCGCGGCAGUGGGCGCGGCUAGCAGGGUAGAAGUUCAGUGAUUACGUACCCUGUGGGCUGUAUCUGAGUUAUAUUCGGUUACAGCUCUGAAGAAUGCUUGAUCUGGAAGUCGUCCCAGAAAGUAGUCUGUCCCAUGAACGAUGGGAAUUCGUUCUAGGCAUGCACUUCUCCCAGGCCGUCUGUGUUAUUCAGCAACAGGUCGGAGUGAUACGAGAUGUCCACAUCAAUUACAGUGACACUAGCCCGCUGGAGCACGAUCUGGUGAUAAACAUGACCCAUGAUGGCAUUCGCCUUCUCUUCGACCCUGUUGGCCAGCGCUUGAAGAUAAUCGAGGUAUAUAACCUGAGCAAGCUUACGGCUAAAUAUUGCACAACGCCCGUGUUCAGCUCCGAAGAGGUGGCGCCAACUAUACAGCAAGUGGACCAGACGUUCGGCGCCACGCACCCGGGCAUUUACGAUAGGGAGCGCCACCUGUUCCUGCUGAACUUCCGCGGACUCACAUUCCAGUUUCCGGUGGAGCCCAAGUUUGAGCCUCGGUUCGCCGGCGGCCUCGGCUCGCUGCAGUUCCCUGGGGGAGGCUCGCCGCUCGUCUCCAGCAUGAGCAUCUACAGCGGCAGCAGCCGCACGGGUACCGAGGCACCUCCCAUGCCCGUGUCGUGCUUCAGCGGACAGGUCUACACAGAGAAGUGUGACGUCAUACGAUCCGAUGACGUCACCAUCGGGGUACGGCUUCGGCUGUUCGCCGCCGGCGACUCGCACCCGGGCCUGGAGGGCGGCCUGGAGACACUGGUGCGCGAGAUCCGCUUCGGUGACUCGUGCCAGGACGUGACCUCGCUGCUCGGCGCGCCUACCAAGGUGUUCUACAAGUCCGAAGACAAGAUGAAGAUCCAUAGCCCGUUCGCGCACAAGCGCGCGGCGUCCCGGCGGUCCGACUUCUUCUUCAACUACUUCACCCUGGGCAUGGACAUUUUGUUCGACGCAAGAACCCAUAGGGCGAAAAAGAUCCUUCUACAUACGAACUUUCCCGGGCAUUACAACUUCAACAUGUAUCACAGGUGUAAUUUCGACCUGGCCGUGGAGCCGCACGCGUCGCUGAUGAACUCGGCCUCCGAGGGCGUGCACAUCCGGGCGCACACCAAGUGGGAUGAGGUGUGCGGCGCGCUGAAGCCCUCCAGCCGGCCGGUGGUGCUCAACCGCGCCUCCACUACCAACACCAGCAACCCUUUCGGCUCCACGCUCUGUUACGGCGUCGAGGACUUCAUCUGCGAGGUGAUGAGCAACGGUCACCUGGCGUCGGUGACCCUGUACCAGCCGGAGGAGGUGUGACCGGGCGCCCACACCCGCUAGCCAACACCAUUGGACCGCGGUGGCCACCGGGGCCGCCACCAACCAGAAAAGUACAAAAAAAGACCGGCUGGUGGCGGCUCUAGUCGGCGGCCCUCGCGCUUGUCUGCGGACGCAUCAAUAUUGGUUAGAGGGUGGCGGCCGGCGGCGGGCGCGGACCGGCGACGUCCGGCGCCCGCCGGGGGCGUCGCGGCGGCGCGCCCCGUCCGCCGGCCGGCCUGCGAGCCGACGAUGGCCGCCGCGCUGGUUAGAGUUAGUCUAGGGAUGGAAUGUGGCGUGUCGGCGAGGCGACGCGCUGGCCUGUGGCCGGCGCGGGGUGUCGCGCCUCCGCGGCUCUUGCGGUUUGUUACCAAGCCACGGACUACCUCCUGCCGGCGGCGGUCGGCGGCGCCCGGCGGCCGCCGUGGGGCCGGCGCGUCUGCCGUGUUCUGGGUCGCGCCCGCCGGCAGGUCGGCCGCCGACUGCCGCGCCGGCGGCCGUCGCCUGCGCGUGACAGGCCCGGGGAGUGAGGCUUGUCGUGCUUUGAGUGUAGGGUGUGUGCUGACGGCGCCUUUCGCCGCCGCCCGGCUCUGUGGGCCGUCGUUGAAUAGGCGGCCGGGGAGUGCCCGCCAGGAGAUGCGUUGUAGUGUCGGCCGUGUCCAGCCUGAUUGCGCCUCGGCUUC